CAGCAGCUCUCGGGUCAUUUUCCUCACAUUGGUGAGGAAUUUGUGAAAAUCCGAAUUUAUGAAAACCUUUUCCCACUGACGCUGCUCCUUCACCGUUUUGGUUCCCUUGGGAUUGGCCGGCCAGGCUUGCUGGGAAACCCACCACAGCGUGGAAAUCUGUGUGGAUUUCCCGGAGCCAAAAUUCGGCGUUUCCAUCGAGAUCAGCUAAGGAUUUUUUUUGCAUCCCCCCUCCCUCCCCGGGGCCAUCAGGUGAAGCGGCUUCUGCCUUUACGCUGCCCAUCCGCCAUGGUCACAUAUUCCCCUUUCUCCGGGGUCACCAGCCCACGGAGGGACCCCCCGGCCGCCGUUUCCUGCCCCCUUCAGCGCCUGAGAAAGACAAGAAGAGUUUGUGCACUUUGGAAACUCGAUAGGAGGCAGCAGCUGAUCUUCCCAUCACCAGCCUAAAAAUACUCCACUCCGGGGCUCGGAGCAGCUUCACUAAGUGGAGGAAAAUCCUGCCAUCGGGAUGAUAUUGAUCACAUAGCAGAGCCGAGUGACAGUUUGGGUUGGUAUUUGGGGUUUGUGUUGCCAAAGGAAGCUCCACCUGAGGAGUGUACUUAUACUCUUUUCUUUAUAGUCAUAAAUAUCUUGCAGAGCAUGACGAACAGAGGUAUAAUCCAGAGAAUGGGCCAAACUCUCCAUCAGAUUGUUCUGGACUAUUAGCAGAUGUUUUUUGCUGAAGAUUGAGUGGGUUGUCCAUCAGCUUUUGCAUCACACCUCCAGACCCCGUGGGAGCGAUGAGACUCGCCUUCUGUGGGAACGACAAUGCCUCAGCCUACAACAUCAGUGCUGGGGUGCUGAGAAAUGUCUGCUUUGUGGAUGCCCUCAACUUGGUUCCCCAUGUCUUCCUGCUGUUUAUCACCUUCCCAAUCCUGUUCAUCGGCUGGGGAAGCCAAAGCUCCAAGGUCCAGAUCCACCACAACACCUGGCUGCACUUCCCUGGGCACAACCUGAGGUGGAUCCUGACAUUCACCCUCCUGUUCGUGCACGUGUGCGAAAUCGCAGAGGGAAUCGUUUCUGACACACAAAUGAAAUCUCGCCACCUACAUCUCUUUCUACCAGCUAUAAUGGGAUUUGUGGCUGCCACUGUGUCCAUAGUCUAUUACCAUAAUAUUGAGACAUCAAACUUUCCAAAGUUACUGCUGGCUCUCUUCCUUUACUGGAUCAUGGCCUUUGUCACCAAAACCAUCAAGCUUGUGAGGUACUGCCAGGAUGGUGUCCCUUUCUCUCAGCUGCGUUUCUGCAUCACUGGGAUUAUGGUCAUCCUCUACGGGCUGCUCAUGGCUGUGGAGAUCAACGUCAUCCGAGUCAGGAGGUACGUGUUUUUCAUGAACCCCCAGAAAGUGAAGCCCCCAGAGGACCUGCAGGACCUGGGAGUGAGGUUUCUGCAGCCUUUUGUCAAUUUGCUCUCCAAGGCCACUUACUGGUGGAUGAACACUCUCAUUAUAUCUGCCCACAAGAAACCUGUGGACCUGAAGGCCAUUGGAAAGCUCCCAAUUGCAAUGAGAGCACUGACAAACUACGUCUGUCUCAAAGAAGCGUACGAGGAACAAAAGAAAAAAGUGGAAGACCAGCCCAACAGGAGCCCCUCCAUAUGGCUGGCCAUGUACAGUGCUUUUGGACGACCGAUCCUGCUCAGCAGCACCUUCCGGUACUUGGCUGAUCUGCUGGGCUUUGCUGGGCCACUGUGCAUUUCUGGCAUUGUCCAGGGCUUCCAGAACACAACCAACAACACAAACACCACAGAAAAGGUGAAGGAUCCAUCCAACUCCUAUCUUUCCUCGGAGGAAUUCCUCAGGAACGUUUAUGUUUUGGCAGUCCUUCUCUUCCUGGCCCUCAUCUUGCAGAGGACGUUCCUGCAGGCAUCCUACUACGUGACCACAGAAACCGGCAUCAACCUGCGGGGUGCCUUGCUGGCAAUGAUAUACAAUAAGAUCCUGAGGCUUUCCACGUCCAACUUGUCCAUGGGAGAGAUGACGCUGGGACAGAUCAACAACUUGGUUGCCAUAGAAACAAACCAGCUGAUGUGGUUCUUGUUCCUGUGCCCCAAUCUGUGGGCAAUGCCUGUUCAGAUAAUAAUGGGUGUGAUCCUACUCUACAACUUGCUGGGAGUGAGUGCCUUGGUCGGUGCUGCAGUCAUCGUGCUCUUAGCUCCAAUGCAGUAUUUCAUAGCUACAAAGUUGGCUGAGGCUCAGAAAAGCACCCUUGACUAUUCUACUGAGAGAUUAAAGAAAACCAACGAGAUCCUAAAAGGCAUUAAGCUGUUAAAGCUGUAUGCCUGGGAGCACAUAUUCUGUAAGAGCGUGGAGGAAACGAGGAUGAAGGAACUCACCAGUCUCAAAACCUUUGCACUUCAUACGUCCCUUUCUAUUUUUAUGAAUGCAGCCAUACCAAUAGCAGCUGUUCUUGCAACCUUUGUGACCUAUGCCUACACCAACGACAAGCCCCUGCAGCCUGCCCAGGCCUUCGCAUCCCUGUCCCUGUUCCACAUCCUGGUCACUCCCCUCUUCCUGCUCUCCACCGUGGUUCGGUUUGCAGUCAAGGCUAUCGUAAGUGUCCAGAAGCUGAAUGAGUUUCUCCUGAGUGAUGAGAUUGGAGACGACAGCUGGAGAGGGGGGGACAGCUCUGUACCUUAUGAAUCCUGUAAGAAGCACACAGGACUUCACACCAAGGCCAUCAACAGGAGGCAGCCCUUGAGGUACCAGCUUGAAGGCUAUGAGCAGCCAGCAAGGAAGCAGACACGACCCGUGGAGAUUGAUGACAUUGCCAUCAAGGUGACCAAUGGAUACUUUUCAUGGGGAAGUGGCUUAGCUACGCUGUCCAACAUAAACAUUAGAAUCCCAACAGGUCAGAUGACAAUGAUUGUGGGUCAAGUUGGCUGUGGCAAGUCCUCCCUUCUCCUUGCUAUAUUGGGCGAGAUGCAGACGCUGGAGGGAAAAGUUCACUGGAGCAAUGUAAAUGAAACUGAACCUUCUUUUGAAGCAUCCAGAAGUAGGAACAGAUACUCCGUGGCUUAUGCAGCUCAGAAGCCGUGGCUGCUGAACGCAACCGUGGAGGAGAACAUCAUCUUUGGCAGCCCUUUCAACAAACAGAGGUAUAAGGCUGUUACAGACGCGUGUUCUCUGCAGCCUGACAUCGACUUACUGCCAUUUGGUGAUCAGACAGAAAUUGGAGAACGGGGGAUUAAUUUAAGUGGAGGCCAACGACAGAGAAUCUGUGUUGCUCGAGCCCUCUAUCAGAACACCAACAUUGUCUUCUUGGAUGACCCAUUCUCUGCACUGGACAUUCACUUAAGUGAUCAUUUAAUGCAGGAAGGGAUUUUGAAAUUUCUGCAGGAAGACAAGAGGACUCUUGUUCUGGUGACACAUAAAUUACAAUAUCUGCCACAUGCUGACUGGAUCAUAGCAAUGAAGGAUGGAAUGGUGCUUAGAGAAGGGACACUAAAGGAUAUCCAGAACAAGGAUAUUGAGCUCUAUGAACACUGGAAAACUCUGAUGAAUCGCCAGGAUCAAGAACUGGAAAAGGAUAUGGAAGCUGACCAGACUACUCUUGAGAGGAAAACCCUCCGAAGGGCCAUGUACCCCAGAGAAUCCAAAUCCCAGCUGGAAGAUGAAGAUGAGGAGGAAGAAGAGGAAGAGGAUGAAGAUGAUAAUAUGUCAACUGUCAUGAGGCUGAGGACAAAGAUGCCGUGGAAAACCUGUUGGAGAUACCUCACCUCUGGAGGAUUUUUCUUGCUCUUUCUGAUGAUUUUCUCCAAGCUGUUGAAACACUCAGUUAUAGUGGCCAUAGAUUACUGGCUUGCUACGUGGACAUCCAUGGACAACACAAAUGAAGCCAGGAACGCUGAUGAUGAUAAGACUUACCAUGUAGCUGUCUUCAGCAUCCUCUCGGGAGCUGGGAUUGUCCUUUGCCUCAUCACGUCACUGACUGUGGAGUGGAUGGGCCUCACAGCAGCCAAGAACCUACACCACAACCUCCUCAACAAGAUCAUCCUUGGACCCAUCAGGUUCUUCGAUAUGACUCCCUUGGGGCUAAUCCUAAAUCGUUUCUCUGCUGACACAAAUAUCAUCGACCAGCACAUCCCUCCUACGCUGGAGUCUCUUACCAGGUCCACCUUGCUCUGCCUGUCAGCCAUUGGAAUGAUCUCCUAUGCCACCCCAUGGUUCCUUGUUGCCCUCGUGCCUCUCGGGAUAGCCUUUUAUUUCAUCCAGAAAUACUUCAGAGUGGCUUCCAAGGACCUCCAGGAACUCGAUGACAGCACCCAGCUCCCUUUGCUGUGUCACUUCUCUGAGACAGCUGAAGGCCUUACCACCAUCAGAGCAUUUGGGCACGAAGCCAGGUUCAAACAGCGCAUGCUGGAACUGACGGACACGAACAACAUUGCCUACUUGUUUCUGUCGGCUGCCAACAGAUGGCUGGAGGUCAGGACGGAUUACCUUGGUGCCUGUAUUGUCCUGACUGCAGCUGUCACCUCCAUCACUGAAGGGCCCAACUCGGGAUUUGUGGGGCUGGGUCUCCUGUAUGCUCUGACAAUAACCAACUACCUGAACUGGGUGGUGAGGAACCUGGCUGAUCUGGAGGUGCAGAUGGGUGCAGUAAAGAAAGUACACAGCUUCCUGAACAUGGAGUCGGAGAACUAUGAAGGCUGCUUGGAUCCCUCUCAAGUCCCCAAAGACUGGCCCCAGGAGGGGGAAAUCAAGAUUGAAAAUUUGUGUGUUCGGUACGAAAACAACCUGAAGCCUGUUCUCAAGCACGUUAAGGCGUACAUCAAACCGGGACAAAAGGUUGGGAUCUGCGGUCGGACUGGCAGUGGCAAGUCCUCCCUGUCUCUGGCAUUCUUCAGGAUGGUGGACAUCUUUGAUGGGAGGAUAGUGAUCGACGGAAUAGACAUCAGCAAACUGCCUCUUCACACUCUCCGCUCCCGACUCUCCAUCAUUCUCCAGGAUCCAAUCCUGUUCAGUGGCUCCAUCCGCUUUAACUUGGAUCCAGAAUGCAAGUGCACUGAUGACAGACUCUGGGAAGCUUUGGAGAUUGCUCAGCUCAAGAACAUGGUCAAGUCAUUGCCUGGAGGCCUUGAUGCCAUGGUCACAGAAGGAGGAGAGAACUUCAGUGUGGGGCAAAGGCAGCUCUUCUGUCUGGCCCGGGCCUUUGUCCGCAAGAGCAGCAUUCUGAUCAUGGAUGAAGCCACAGCAUCCAUCGACAUGGCCACAGAGAACAUCUUGCAGAAGGUUGUGAUGACUGCGUUUGCAGACCGCACGGUUGUAACGAUAGCGCAUCGGGUUCACACCAUCCUCACUGCAGACCUGGUCAUCGUUAUGAAGAGAGGGAACAUCUUGGAAUAUGACACACCUGAGAACCUCCUUUCCCAGGAAGAUGGCAUCUUUGCUUCCUUUGUCCGGGCUGACAUGUGAAGAAAUCACAUGAUGCAAUUUAAUAGCUUAUUUUUAAACGAAUGAAAUGAGAAUAUUUUCUACUCAAUGUAACAUCACUUUUACCUUUUUUUUUGUCCUUUUUUUUUCAGAGAUUCUUUCUUCACACUUCGGUCUUCCAAAAUAAUAAAAUCUAUUGCAAUACAUGUAUGCCUUGAAGCAAUAAAAAUGUCACUUUCUUCAAAGCUUUCAAACUUCACACGCACACACACGCACACGCACACACAGAGGGAGGAGUUUUAGCUUCCUGGGAAUUUGGCAUUCUCCUUAGACUUUUUAUUGACUUUAUUGUCUUUUAUAGAGAGCAAAAGAAUGCACUGAUCUUAUAAAGUACAUAUGUUAGGUUGGAACUGGCGAUUGAAUCGUGCACUUUGUCAAGGAAGCGAGAGGUUCCCCAGAAGCUUUCUGUCCCCAGAGGGGAAAAACCGGGAAAAAAAUCCAACCCCAGAAGGCCUGGGGCAAUCUGCUGCAUUCCAAAGGCGUAAACUUUGCUCUCCAACUCGUAGUGCAGGAGCAGUGAAUGAGGGAAAGGAAUUUCAUCGGGAACAGGGAAAUUCUUCCUGUCCUUCACUCCAGUUAGCACACUCGAGUGGCGACAGCAUUUCAGUGCAAUGAUGGCUUAUUCCUACAGCCAGUUCUUCCUAAAUCCGUAUUAAUUCUGGCAGUUUUCAUCGACCAGAGAUUCAAAUCACCCUAAAACUAUGCAUGCUUUGAUAGGCUUGUAGAGGACUUUUGUACAGUGUCUCAAGAUUUUGUAUUAAAAUUCAUCUGAAUUUAUAAACUUGGUUUUAGCCAAUCUUUUAAUCGUGUCCAAUAAGAUAUUCUGCUUUAUUAGCCAACCACUGAUUGUUUUGUAUGUCUUUAGUCCUUCACAUUAUUUUUUUUUAAUCAUGGGAUAACCUUUUCCUUUACCCAUUUCUGGCACAUCUCUGCAUCAGAUCUAGUACAAGGAGGUAUGACUUUCAAUUUAUUACCAUACCUUGAAAAUUUAGGUGAAGUUAGAUAGGUAUUUACCUCAUAUAGUUUUGGAAAGGUCGCCUGCACUUGACUAAUGCACAUGGUUAAACCUUGACCUGUGUCAACUCCACAGAAACCUCCAGAAGGAGUUUCACACACAUAUUUUUCCAAGGCACAGUUGAGACAUCAGCUUCUGUAACAAUAUUCAAUGUGAUUCGUAUUCACCAAUUGCUGCAAGAUUUAGGAAGACCACCAGAUGCACUUAAGCCUAUUUUUAGUGCAAUUAAAAUAACAUAAGACACAGUAUUUGGCCCAAAGAAAAUGCAAUGAAUUUUGGGGAAGUUGUAGGACUUAAAAUGGGAUUACACUUAGUCUGGUAGCGCAAUAAUUGUACAGUGUUUUAUCUCUUUUACUGAUUUUUGGAGGGUUUUUUUCCCCUCUAACUGUUGGAAAUAAAAGCUGUGGGACACAACUAAACAAAGAAGCUCAGUCUUGAACAAUUUAUGAGGGGAAGUACUUCUGUGAUUUCCCUGUCUACCGCUGUGAAAAGUUUUUCUUCUUUCCUGAUUAAUUCCCUGUGUUGACCUUUGUCAUACAAAUAAAAUAAACUAAAUAAACAAGCAGAUGUUUGCAGCAGAAGCACAUAUUGUUACCCAAAUUUCACAACCAGAAGACUAAAAUAAUUCUUGAUUUAAUUUCACUGCCUUCAGUGAAAAGCUAACUGGAUCCAUAGCUGUCAGACUCAGCCAGUGUGAAAUACAAAAAACUUUGUUUAUCUGCGUAUCUUUGGUGAUGAUGCAAUCCUGGUUUAUUUUAAGUAAUGCCAACUAACUCAGUGAGAUCCCAGUUCCCACUGCAUUAAAUACUUACCAUGGGCCUGGGAUUGUGUGAGGUGUCUUGUGGUAUUUAAGAGGGGCCAAUAAUUAGCACCUCUUUGGCCUUACAUUUGUCCCAGAGCCAUUGCAGGUGUAAGAAGCAACUUCCUUGCUCAUCCGGAGCUGUAGAAGUUGAUGCUGCUGUUUAAACACAUCGAAAACAUAUUAUGGGAUGAGAAAAACCUACCAGCCUGAUUCCUUCAUUCUGGGGGAGGAGAGCAGGAAUACUGGCCCUGCUGUCAGGUUAACCAUGGUCAAAGUGUUUGGUGAGCAGGUUUAAAAGCACAGCCUGAUUUCUAAAGCAGUUAAUUCUAUUCAGAAUACACAAAC
Messenger RNA from Myiozetetes cayanensis, 7630 nucleotides. It is a transcript of the gene ABCC9, whose product is annotated as ATP binding cassette subfamily C member 9. The transcript is spliced from 42 exons. The coding region runs from base 777 to 5450 and encodes 1557 amino acids. The record is from RefSeq and is a predicted model, not a curated record. Gene Ontology annotation, molecular function: ATP binding; ATP hydrolysis activity; sulfonylurea receptor activity. NCBI's taxonomy places the organism in Eukaryota, Metazoa, Chordata, Aves, Passeriformes, Tyrannidae. Gene Ontology annotation, biological process: transmembrane transport; potassium ion transport. Gene Ontology annotation, cellular component: membrane.